AUGGAGAAAAUUGCACCCCGUCUUUCGGAGGAUGAAAGAGACAACGGUGCUGAUGAAAACGAAAGAGACGACGAUGCUGAUGAAACGAAAGAGACAACGAUUUUUGAUGACAAAGAUAAUGGCGAUGAUGGUUUCCAUAAAAGCCAAGAAUCUACUGUCACGGUUAUUCUUACUAUAGACGCUAAACCUAACACCGAUCCUGGUAUACCAGAUUUUAUAAAAUCAAAAGUAUUGAGAUACCGUACUCCCAUCUCAUCUUCCAUCAUUAUAGCAUUCAUGUUUGGAAAACCAGAUACUGGUAAUCCCAUUGCUACGGAACAAAUUAAUGCCGACCCCU
This is a messenger RNA of Dentiscutata heterogama, 337 nucleotides long. Lineage: Eukaryota; Fungi; Glomeromycota; Glomeromycetes; Diversisporales; Gigasporaceae. The record is from the annotation of a GenBank genome assembly.